Cyphellophora europaea CBS 101466 is the source of this 1581-nucleotide messenger RNA. RefSeq lists its product as uncharacterized. The coding region runs from base 1 to 1581 and encodes 526 amino acids. The record is from RefSeq and is a predicted model, not a curated record. The transcript has a single exon. Gene Ontology annotation, molecular function: ubiquitin binding. Lineage: Eukaryota; Fungi; Ascomycota; Eurotiomycetes; Chaetothyriales; Cyphellophoraceae.
AUGUCUUACCAUUCAUCACGGUACAUCUUACUGACUGUGUUUCAGGCUCUUCGCAAGACAUACUGCCCACCUCUCGACGACAGUCUGUUCUAUGCCGUCGCUUCUGAUUACGACCUUACGAUAUCAGAGCACUAUGCAGCCUUGAGAGCGACACUCGAUGCGCUCAAGGAAGAUGCUAUUGUCAAUGAAGCGGCGAAUGCAGAUCCGGCUGUGGACACGGCAACAGACCCCUCUAUCAGUGCCCAGAACGCUUCGACAACAACACCAGAUGGCCACAGCCGUGACAUAACGAGCGUGAUCUCCGACUUGAGUACUCUCAAUUUGGGUGCCAACGAGGGCAGUCUAGGCGAGGACCUAGAGCAUCUAUCAGGCACCGAGAAGCGGAAAUACUUGAAGGAUUUAUUUCCUGGCACCGAUACCGCCAAGAUUACAGACAUACUCACCGAAGCAGGCUCCCUCCAGGGGGCGAUAGACGAGCUUCUCAAUGUCGCAUUUCUCAGCACGCAUGGCGAUGGGUUUUCAAACGAUGGCCAACCGCAAGCCAAGGGAGUUGAAGGCUUCGCGGAGGAGCAUAAAACCAAUCGAGGCCGCAAACGCCGUAACAAACGGAAGCAUCGAACGACAGACUCUUCAAGAGCUAAUUCGGCCAAUUCUUGGGGCACUGAUAAUGCGCCCACAGUCAAUGUCUGGGCCAACGCAUCUGGAGAUGUGGACUUUAUCUGCUCGAGAACAACCUUGAGUGCGCAGGUUGUGACCUCGCUGUAUCAUCGGAAGUCGGCAAAUCUGAACGACACGAUCAAAGAACUGGCAGACAUGGAACAGACAAAGCUGGUAUCUUUCGAUGCGGCAGAUCCCGUUGUUCAGAUGCAAGUCGCUGAAUUGAAGGAGAACUUCCCAGCUGUUUCAGCCUCCAGGAUUCAAGGGCUUCUGCAUCUCGCAAGGAACAUACCUUCCGCAACAUAUGAGCUGCUUGAGGCUAUGGUUGAACAUUCAGCUGAGGAUCAGCCUACCGGCAAGUUGCAUGGAGUUGUGCAAUAUGCUGCAGUAGAUUUGAGCAAAGAGAAAGAUGACUCGUGGAAUACCGUAACGAGCGGCUCCGCGAAUCGCACCAACUAUGGAGCAGAUCACAGUUACGCAGCGAGUCGUGCAUUUGGGCAAGCCGCUGCCGCUGCGAGAAAGUCCAAGUCAGACCGACUCAUGGGAGGCGCCGCAGCAUAUUAUGCUUCGAUAGGUCAUGAGCAUAUCAAAAUGGCGAAGGCGCAAUCUUCCGCUGCCGCCGAUGUGCUGGUCUCUCAGCAAUCAACACGAACCAUGAUUGACCUGCACGGAGUCAGCGUCUCGGACGCUGUGCGCAUAGCAAACGCUCGAACUCAGGCCUGGUGGGAUGGGCUGGGAGAUGCGCGAUAUGUUACCAGCGAGCGCGUGCGAGCUAGCUUUCAGAUAGUGACUGGAGUCGGCACCCACAGCCGUAACAAUGCCCCAAGGAUUGGGCCGGCAGUUGCGAAAUCAUUAGUAAGAGAAGGGUGGCGAGUCGAGGUUGGACAUGGCGAGAUGUUUGUUCGUGGUAAGGCCAGGAGAUGA